UUUUACUUUUUGUUUCUCUUCGGAUUGGAUGAGACUUAAGUUCUACUUUUUUUUUUAUAAAAUCUUUUAAUUGUCACAAUUUUUCAUAUUCUUUUUUAUACUCAAGUGUUAACUGGGAGUUUGAACAAUUAGUUAAUUGUAGAAAACAUUGGUUGUCAUCUUUUGUUUGGGUUAACCUAAGAAAUUGUUCUUCUUACUCCUUAACCCAAAAGUCUGUUCUGAGUCAUGUUUACCUUGCCAUCUUUUUUUUUACAAUUUAUUUUUCCAUUACAAUAAUAAAUGGAAUUGUUAUAAUUGAUGAUUAAUCGGCUCAAUUAACGGUGACAGUUAAUUACAUUGUGAUUUAAUUCUCCAUUGUGGUAAACUUAGUGUUCCCGUUUUGGUUCCAUUGAUCUGUGUCAAUUCGCCUUCUUCUUAUUUUGGUCUAUUCACCUUACGUUUCUGGUUAUUCUUUUCUCUCUCUUUUUCUCUUUCUCUCUCUGUGGUUCCUGUGUAAGGAAUAAAUUUUUUUCUUUCCUUCAUCUUCAUCUUUUUAUCCCGUUGGAUAUUAAAUCCUUGUAUCUUUUGUGGUUAUCUAUUCAUGUUAUUAUUGGACCAUGUCAACUGUAUCUGAAAGAAGUUGGAAUUCAAGUGAUGACUAUGAGGAUGACAAUUCAAUUAAUCGCUCCUCAGUUUCCCGAAGAAUAAGCUUAGAUCUUGAUUUACCUGGCGGUGUGAUAACAACUCACUGUGUGUCAACAGUUAUCCGCCCUGGAAGUAAACAAACUCAUGAUCCCCUACAAUUUGUUAAAAUUCAAUCAACAGAAUUAAGUAAAAAGGCUGUUGAACAAAUCCGUUUAGCUGAGGAGGUUAAGAUUACCAAGGAAAAGAUUAAAGAAGUUGAAGAAGAAUGGCAAAAUAAUCUUCUCAAUUGGAAAUCUAAAAGAAGACAAUCAAGGUUAACCGGAGGUGAAGAAUCUGAUUCAGGUGAUAAUCAACAGCGAAAAGUUAAAACCUUCUCAGAGAUUCUCAAUGAGAAAGCAAAAUCUGGUCACAGGAUAGGUUAUAAUUUACAUAAAUAUAUUGGUAUUCAAGAUGAAGAAGAGGAAGAAAGUUUAGUUUUAGCCAACAACAAUACUAAUAACAAUAACCAUAAACAGGGAACAGGAUCUUCAAGGGUUUCCAAUGCAAAUAAUAACUUAGGCGAUUAUCAUGAAGAUGAUGAAUCUAAUCAAUUGAAAAGUUAUGAGCACCAACAAGCAGAAUUACAAAAAAAGAGACAAGAAUUAAACAAUAAACUUCAAGAAUUAGAACAACUUGAGAAGAAACAAAAUGAACUGGAAAGACAGGAAAGGGUUUCAACUAGUGAGGUUAUAUCAUCAUCAUCAUCAUCCUCAUCAUCACCAUCACCAACAACCAUGGCCACAACAAAAACAACCUCAUCCUCAUCCUCAUCAUCAUCAGCCACCUUAAUCUCACCUACCGUGAUCGUGUCAAUCAAAAAUGAGGAAAGCUCAAUCAAUCCUUCCGCAGGAAAGGUUAAUUCAAGAAAUAGUGAUGAGAUUAAACAAAAACAAAAUGAUAAUUUCCGUGAGAAGAAAGUGUUCAAUCGAAACUCAUCAACGGAUUUAUCAAGACGAGACCAAUCUAGUGGUGAAUCACAACCUAAAACCGUUACCAUAAAUGAAAAUAAUCGUCAGAAAAGUGUAUGGAAUUAUCUACUUCAACAACAGGAUGAUCCACGAGUUGUCAAUCAUUCACAUCUAUCUAAUCAAAACAUUGAUCCCAAUCAACAUCAUCCUAGCAACAGGUCUAAUGGUAGAUUUAAUCAGCUCGAUUCUGAAAGUGAAGAUGAUGAUCACCUUAACGAUAGCAUUUAUGCUGAUGAAGAUGCUGAAAAAGAGCAGAUGCUCUCCUUCCGAGCCAAGUUAUCUACUUUCGAAAGUUUAUCAAAAUGUAAACCAGCACCAACUCAACAACAACAACAACAAAAUAACCAUAAUAAUCACAAUCAACACCACCAACAACAGCAGCAACAACAACAAACCAUAACCUCUAAACCUAUAAGAAAAUCUGAAAAAGUGAAAAAAACUGCCGACCAAUUAACAUCACGACUUUUCCCAUCAGCAGCUUCAUCCCUAUCAUCAUCAUUAUCUUUAUCUUCGUCCUCCUCUUCAUCAUCAUCUGUGACAUUAGCUAAUAACAAUAACCCCUCACCAUCUUCAUCAUUAUCUUCAUCUUCAACAGCAACUCCAAGAACAACAACAACAACAACAGGAAUACCAUCAACAACCGUUAUCAUGACCAAUCAGAAUAAUAAUAAAGAAUAUGAAAACUCUGUUCUAAUGAAAAAUAAUCGGCCUCCCACGGCUGAAGAUCUCGCUUAUAAAGAGGAAAUGAAAGUGUUCCAACAAAGGUUACAAAAUCAGAAUUUAGCUGACCAACAAAAGCACCUUCUUUAUGCUUCACAAUCACCAUUACAAGCCAAUUCAUUUAACACACAACAACAACAACAACACCAACAUGCAACACUACAACAUCACCACUCACAUCCUCAACUUCAUACCUUUCAACAGCCAUUACAACAAACACAACCGCUUCCACGGCAACUACAACAAUCAGCUACACAGCUACAUCAUCACCAAUUUCAACAACAAUCAAGCCACCAAAAGCAACCCAACUUAAUAAUGUUAUCUUCUUCUCAACAAACUCAACCCCAACAAUCUUCACCUUAUAAUAUCAAUCAUUGGGUAAUUCAAGAGGCUGAACUACGUCGUCUUCAUUAUACUCAACAACCCCAACCCCAACUCCAACCUCAACCUCAACCUCAACCUCAACAAACUUCACCUUAUAAUAUUAAUCAUUGGGUAGUUCAAGAGGCUGAACUACGUCGCCUUCAUCAUGCUCAACAACAACAACAAUCAACAGGACCUGCAUUGAUGGCUCGAUCGACAUCAAUUAACAGGUUUCCCCAAUCAAGUCAAAUUAAUCCCAACAUUAGUACCAAUAGUAACACUUAUGAGAAUCAUGUCUAUGAGAACAGUCCAUUUCGUGGUUCGCAUGCCUCCGGGCUAAAUAGAAUUCAGAAUGUUGCAGGAGCUGAUACAACAAGUUUAAUGAAAAAAAGUAACGGACUUCAAGGGAUCCAACCUCAACCUCCUCCAAUGCAACCUCUAGCCCAAGUCCAAGUCCAACAACAACUACCACUUUCCCAACCACAGCAAUUACAUCAAUUACAAUCCCAAGGACCUUUACAAUUAGCCCAACCGUUACAAUCUCAACAAUUAUUACAGUCGCAGCAGCAACUUUUACAAGCUCAACAACAAAAGCAAAUGCUUUCAGUUAGCGGUAAAAAAAAGUGCUCAAACUGCGGUGAUGAGUUAGGUCGUGGGUGCGCUGCAAUGGUCAUUGAGACAUUAGCCCUUUAUUAUCACAUCAAUUGUUUCCGAUGCUCAGUAUGUCACAUUCAACUUGGUAACGGUACAUGUGGAACUGAUGUUCGAGUUCGUAAUCAUAAACUUCACUGCCACAAUUGUUAUUCCAAUGAUGAAGCUGGACUUAAAUUUAGUCGUGUUUAAGACUAAUCAUUGAAGACUCACAAUUUAAAUGACAAUUUGGGAUCGCAAAACGAAAGUGUUGCAAUUAAAUUAACGUAUUUUUCUGACCAACGGCCAACAAUUAAUUCUAGACAGAGCUGAUCAUCUCAACAAUUAAUUAUCGUUUAUGUAAAUGCAAACCAAAAUUAUUGAAACUGUUAACAACAACAACAACAACAAUUUAUUCAAUAAGCAAUAGGAAAAAGCUGAUAACUUGAAUAACAAUUAUGAUAACAAUUAUAGUAACAAUUAAGGACACAAUUGCAACUCAAUACUUGAAGAUGAUGAAAAACAAUUAAUUGUUAUCUAUUUAAUUUUGUGUUCCUCAAUUACUUUUAUCAUGAUAAUCAACCAGUAUUUACAUUUUAUAUUUAAAACAAUCAACAAUUGCAGUUAUAUAAAUAUUAUUAUAUAUUUAUUUGUAUCUUUUUUUU
Molecule: messenger RNA, 4009 nt
Organism: Panonychus citri (citrus red mite)
Lineage: Eukaryota; Metazoa; Arthropoda; Arachnida; Trombidiformes; Tetranychidae
Exons: 10
Coding region: 597-3557 (986 amino acids)
Biological process (GO): regulation of signaling; regulation of cell adhesion
Source: RefSeq, a predicted model, not a curated record